AUGCCUCCCUCGGCACAGCUUGUCAACGGCCGCAAGACAUUUAUCCCUCUCGAGAACAACCCAGAUGUACUAGCCCACCUCUGCGAGAAUCUCGGCGUCGCCCCGGGUUUGAGCUUCCACGAUGUUCUCUCCACAUCACCAGACAUGCUCGAAUGGAUUCCCCGUCCCAUUCAUGCUCUUGUUGUCCUGGCCCAUUCUCCGAUCUACCAUGCGGCUCGCUCCGAUGUAGAACCGACAAUCCCCGAAUAUCAAGGCUCAGGUCCCGAUGAGCCGGUCAUCUGGAUGAAACAGACUAUCGGCCAUGCGUGUGGGCUUAUGGCCCUUCUGCAUUGUCUCUUCAACUACGAGGGCGGACUCUAUGUUGCACCUGACUCGGAGUUGGAUCAGCUACGAAAACGGGCGAUUGAAUUGGGGCCAGCGGAGAGGGCAGAUUUACUCUACAACUCGAAAUUCUUGGAAGAUGCGCAUAUGGAGGCUGCUUCCAGGGGAUCAUCCGUGGCCCCCUCUCCUGCGGAAGAUAACCAUCAUCAUUUUGUUGGAUUUGUUCAGAAAGAUGGACAGGUGUGGGAGUUGAAUGGAGGUAUGAACGGCCCUUUUCUUCGAGGACACCUGGAAGAGGGGGAUUUGCUCAGUGACAAGGGACUCGUAUUGACCGUGCAGGAUUAUCUCGAUGCUGCCGCGAAGGGAGGUCAUGGGGAAAUGAGCAUUGUCGCUGUAGCAGGAUAUGACGCUCAAUUACUUUAA
Molecule: messenger RNA, 744 nt
Organism: Penicillium manginii
Lineage: Eukaryota; Fungi; Ascomycota; Eurotiomycetes; Eurotiales; Aspergillaceae
Product: ubiquitin carboxyl-terminal hydrolase
Exons: 2
Coding region: 1-744 (247 amino acids)
Biological process (GO): protein deubiquitination; ubiquitin-dependent protein catabolic process
Cellular component (GO): cytoplasm
Molecular function (GO): cysteine-type deubiquitinase activity
Source: RefSeq, a predicted model, not a curated record